AUGGAAGCCAACUGGGGUUCAAAGCUGGGCUUGAUUGCAGACAGCACACUUGUCACAGUCUUUGAACGAAACCGCUGUCGAACCAACAAUCUCAGCUCGGCUUCACAGGACAAGACCAUCGAAAAGAACAUGCCCCGUCUCAGAGAAGGACUCCAACAACUCGAGGCAGAACUCUCACAAGCAGAACAGGACGGCUCUGUACCGUCAAAAGAACUCGCAAGUCGAGAAGAUACCCUCAUCAAGCUGCAACAGCAAUUAGAGAAACUGGAAGCGCUCCUCCAGGACAAGGAUGACGCCGACGCAAGAGCUGUGCUACUUGGACUGAACCAAAACUCGUCAAAGCAUUCUAGGUCAAAGAUUGUGCGGUUCUCAGAGAACGAAGUAGAAGUCGAUAAUCUGGACAACAGCCAAAUGCUCCAACUGCAUCAGCGAAUUAUGGAUGAUCAGGACCAGAACUUGGAUCGACUCAGCGUGUCGUUGGGACGGCAGCAAGAGAUUGGAUUGACGAUCAAUGAUGAAUUGGAGUCGCAAGUUGGCAUGUUGGAUGAUACAGAGCACCUUGUGGACCGCACGGGAAAUCGUCUCUCGAUUGCUGGUCGUCAGUUGGCCAAAGUUGCCAAGGGCACUAAAGGAUGUGGAUCUUGGAUGACCAUCCUUAUCCUUGUAAUGGUUCUUGUUGUAGUCAUCAAGCUGUAG
Linnemannia hyalina is the source of this 696-nucleotide messenger RNA. Lineage: Eukaryota; Fungi; Mortierellomycota; Mortierellomycetes; Mortierellales; Mortierellaceae. The record is from the annotation of a GenBank genome assembly.